GGAACACACAAGAAAAUUAAGUUGGAUAAUGAUGCAAAGGCCUCUUCAAGUCACAAGGAAUCAUCGAAAAAAGUGCCUAAAAUCUCUCCUGAGGACUCCCAUAAGGAACACCGACAUCAGAAAGUUAAAUCUCCCUCGCAGCACAAAAAGCCUGAGAAGAUAGCACACAAGAGACACCCUAGUGAGAGCAGCCCCUGCAGGCAGCUGUCCACCACAAGCAGCAACAAAAGCAGUAGCAAAGAACAUACUACUCCCAAACAAAGAAAGGUGGAGGAGACAAGUAUCGAACGCACAAAAAACAGCAAGGGUUCUACAGAAAAUAACACAAAUCCUUUCCCAGUGCCUUCUUUGCCAAAUGGUACUGCCAAGCCAACAAGACCUCAGCUGAAGUUUGAAGAAAAGUUACAUUCACCAGAACAUUACAUGAAGGAGGCCAAGAAACUAAAACAUAAAGCCGAUGCCAUGUUGGACAAGAUUGGAAAGUCAUUCAAUUACCUAGAUGCCGCCAUGUUUUUCAUUGAGUGCGGUAUUGCAAUGGAAGCUGAUGUUAAUGCACCAAAGCCGGCCUACACGAUGUUUGCUGAAACAGUUGAUCUUAUUAAGUUUAUUAUGAAGUUGAAGAACUUCUCAGAUAGUUCAGCACCCGCA
Molecule: messenger RNA, 648 nt
Organism: Staurois parvus
Lineage: Eukaryota; Metazoa; Chordata; Amphibia; Anura; Ranidae
Source: the annotation of a GenBank genome assembly